Messenger RNA from Saccostrea cuccullata (small rock oyster), 548 nucleotides. RefSeq lists its product as uncharacterized. Lineage: Eukaryota; Metazoa; Mollusca; Bivalvia; Ostreida; Ostreidae. Bases 40 to 441 code for a protein of 133 amino acids. The record is from RefSeq and is a predicted model, not a curated record. The transcript has 2 exons.
UGGGAGGCAAUUGAGAUUUUUAAUGAUCUCAAUGGAGACAUGAAAUCUAAAAUGGCGGUUGUCUUUGAUGACAAUGAGGUCACAUGUUUUCCACUUCCAACCCAAGAAGACUUCACGCCUUUCUUGAUGAUGAGAAUGCCGACAGAAUCUGUCUUCGGUAUUCUGGCGAAAGGUUUCACUCUCAACAUAUCAGGGAAAGGAAUUUCAUGUAACAGGCACUCCAAUUCUCGGAUGCUUCAGGUAUCGUACAAAGCAAUCAAGGAACCGACCCAGUUCUGUACUCUGACAGACAACAAGGCCGUACCUGACGCCUUUUCUAGUUGUUUGUUUCGCUGUGACUGUCCAGACCCCGCCCACUGUAGAGACGUCAAUCUGUUUUUAGCCAGUGGUAAUGCUAAGGGGGCGUGGUCUCUCUGUGAAGUGAAGGCUACCAAUUCCUAAGUUUGUAAAAAUUAGGAAGGGGAACAGAACGUUUAAAUGAGAAUAAGAAUAACAGGAUCAAAUUUUAAUAGCAGUAAUUCUUUGGGAUUUUUAAUAUUUAACCCAGA